Messenger RNA from Arabidopsis arenosa, 880 nucleotides. NCBI's taxonomy places the organism in Eukaryota, Viridiplantae, Streptophyta, Magnoliopsida, Brassicales, Brassicaceae. The record is from the annotation of a GenBank genome assembly.
AAAUAACAAAUUGUCUCACAAAACUCUUCUUUCAGUCAUCACAGAAAACAAAAAGAACAAUGGUGGAUCAGCUCACUGACAAUCAGAUCUCAGAAUUCAAGGAAGCCUUCAAGUUAUUCGACAAGAAUGGUGAUGGUUGCAUUACCGCAAAAGAGCUCGGUACGGUGAUGCGUUCCCUCGGUGAAAACCAAACAGCAGCUGAGCUUCAGGACAUGAUCAACGAAGCGGAUUUAGAUGGUAAUGGAAGCAUCGAUUUCCCUGAGUUCUUGUGCCUAAUGGCUAAGAAUCUAAGUCAUGAUCAAGUGCCGCCGCGUCAAACUAAAAAAACAAUGGUGGAUUAUCAUCUCACUGACGAUCAGAUCUCAGAAUUCAAGGAAGCCUUCCGCGUAUUCGACAAGAAUGGUGAUGGUUACAUUACCGUAAAUGAGCUCCGUAUUACUAUGAGCUCCCUCGGUGAAAACCAAACAAAAGCUGAGCUUCAGGACAUGAUCAACGAAGCAGAUGCAGAUGGUGAUGGAACCAUCAGUUUCCCUGAGUUUGUGUGUGUAAUGGCUGGGAAAAUGACUGACUCUGAGGAAGAAGCGUACAGAGUUGUGAAUCAAGGUCAGGGUCAAGUGCCGCGUCACACUAAAAAUGACAGAACUGGUGGCACUAAUUGGGAGAAGGACAUAGCGGUCGGGGUUGCUAGCAAUAUCAUCGCUGCGCCAAUUACCGACUUCAUUAAAGAUUUGUUUAAAGAUAUGCUUUUUUGAAAUGGCACGUCACGUCAGUAACUUUAUGCCAUCAGGGUCUAGCAAGUCUGUUAGAUCUCCCUCAAAAUAAGAAAAAAGGCGUUUGAUCAGUGAAAAUAAUUUCUUUGUUAUAAAUUUACUGUGUUAUU